Messenger RNA from Tarenaya hassleriana, 998 nucleotides. Its product is annotated as EG45-like domain containing protein. The transcript is spliced from 3 exons. The coding region runs from base 89 to 484 and encodes 131 amino acids. The record is from RefSeq and is a predicted model, not a curated record. Lineage: Eukaryota; Viridiplantae; Streptophyta; Magnoliopsida; Brassicales; Cleomaceae.
UUCAUUAUAAAAAAAAUUUCACCCAAAAAAAAAAAAUUAUUCGUAUAAAAAAUCCCUUCCCCCAAUAAUUCCAAUAAUCAUUAAGAAAAUGCCACCAUUUUCAUCCAUCGUCUUCUUCUUCUUCUUCUUCUCCAUAUCUCUCCUCCAUUUCUCCGUCGCCGAUCUCGGAACCGCCGCCCAUUACGCCCCUCCUUAUCUCCCGACGGAAUGUUACGGCGGCGACGGGUCGCAGUUUCCGUCUAACGGUCAGUUCGCGGCGGCCGGAGACGCCGUAUGGGACAGCCUGGCGACGUGCGGGAGACGAUACGUGGUGAGGUGUGUGAGCGGAGACUGUAAGGAAGGCCAAGUCGUCGUUCCGGUCGUUGACUACGCUCCGACCACCGCGUCAACUUCCGGCGCCACCAUCGUUCUGUCUGAAGCAGCCUUCGACCAGAUCGCUAAUCUUUCAUCGUCUGUCAUCAAUAUCGAGUUUGAGCUGUUAUGAGGAGUAUGGAAUAUUUAUAUGGAUUGAUAAUGUAUUUUUUUUUUGUAAAAGGUGAAUGUGUAAUUAAAAAUAAAAAAAUGCAAAAAAAGAAUGAGAGCGUUUGAUCCCAAAAUGAAGUCAUAAAAAACAGACAUCUCCUUAUUUCAUUCUUCAUUAAUUGUUUCCAUUAAAGGUUUCUAUCUGCAUUUUCAUAUGAAGAAGGAUAAGAAGAGCAAAACAGAGAAAGAGUAAGCUCGAUCGGGCUGAGGCAAAAGGUUCGUUUAGAACCCGAGAAACAGCGCAUGUGAGGGCUCGUUCUCGUUUUUGCUUUCAUUUCUAUGUUUAUCUAGAUUCUCUCGGUGUAAUCGCUUCUCCAUAGGCUCAAAUUUCCAAGGAAUAACCUUCUCGAGAUAUAGGAAGAACAAGAGGUUCUAACUCGAAUAGAGUGUUCUUUUAUUUUCCGGUGUUUGUGCUUGAACAUGUGUUUACAUCGAAUACGAAAGUUUGUGCGUUCGAUAUGCUCAUAUUCAAAACA